GUUCAGUGUGCUUCCAGUGUGCAUCGGGAAUGGAUUUCAGCGGCAAGAUUGUACUCAUCACUGGUGCCAGCUCUGGCAUUGGAGCGACAGCGGCCAAAUAUUUAACGGGCCUAGGUGCAACCUGUGUCCUUGCUGCUCGCAGUGAAGCCAAGUUGGCAGAAGUGCGCGAAGAAUGCGUCAAGCUACGAAAAGCUCUUCCACUCACGGUCGUGACAGAUGUGACGAAAUACGCGGAUCUUGAGAGGCUGAUUCAACUGACUAUCGCUAAAUUUGGCCAAUUGGAUGUGCUGGUUAACAAUGCCGGAACAGGCGCAUCAGGCACGAUCGAAACAGCUGAUCUGGAACAGUUCGAUCACAUCCUCGACACGAACCUUCGAUCGGUGUUUUCGCUCACCAAACUAGCGCUGCCGCAUCUUCUCGCUGUUAAGGGUAACAUCGUGAACAUCUCGAGUGUCGCUGGCACAAACAGCUUCGUGAAUGCGCUCUCGUACUGCGUCUCGAAAGCGGGUCUCGAUCAGUUCACGCGCUGUACCGCGCUCGAUCUCGCUUCUAAGGGUGUGCGAGUGAACUCCGUCAAUCCAGCGGUCAUCGUGACAAAUUUCCACAAAGCGCUCGGUAUGGAUGAUGUGGCGUACGCUGCGUAUCUUAAGCACUGCGAAACGACACAUCCUUUGGGACGGGUUGGAACUGGAGAAGAGGUGGCAGCUGCGAUCGCUUUCCUAGCGUGUGAUGCGACGGCCAGCUUCAUCACUGGCACCUGCCUGCGAGUGGACGGCGGCAAACAUAUCCUUACGCCACGGUAAUCACAACGGGUCAAGGACGAAUCAUUUUGUCGUAGGAGGUUUUUGUUAAAAAAAAUAGCGAGUGGAUCCGAUAACCUUAUUUUUUAAUCCACUUCUUUAUGCGAAUGUGCUUCCCGCAAUUUAAUCAGAACCCAAAGCCGAUAAAUAAAUAGCUAUAAAAAUUGAACC
This is a messenger RNA of Anopheles nili, 971 nucleotides long. RefSeq names its product 3-oxoacyl-[acyl-carrier-protein] reductase FabG-like. The record is from RefSeq and is a predicted model, not a curated record. The transcript is spliced from 2 exons. Bases 30 to 803 code for a protein of 257 amino acids. Gene Ontology annotation, molecular function: oxidoreductase activity. NCBI's taxonomy places the organism in Eukaryota, Metazoa, Arthropoda, Insecta, Diptera, Culicidae.